CACUAUUCUCUUCUUCAUAGCUUACCUUCACACUCUCCCACUUUCUAUUCCCCACUUAUUCCAACACGCUCUUCUAUCUCUCAGAAUCUUCCCAAAAAUUGCAGCUACUCUAUUAAUUCCAUCAUCUCUGAUCUUCUCAUCCAAUUCAAGGAGGAUUGAUUAGUUGGAUCGGAAUGAGUAGCUUAAGGCCUGAAUUGCAUGUUGCACAGCAAAUUCGGCGUGACAAGCUCAGAUUCCAGAAUCUACAACAAGAUUUCCCAACAAACCUUGAAGAACAAAUUUCACUUCACCAACAAGAUUCCAGAAUCUACAACAUGCUUCAUGAUGUUGAACAACCACCACCACAACAACAAUCUCUCUAUUAUGCUUCUUCUUCAUCCCCACAACAAUGUAUGAUUAAUAACAACUCUUACUAUUACUCGGGUAAUUGCAUGGUCAAUAAUUUUGCAACACUAAGUCCUAGUGUCGCUAAUAACCACAACCAUAUAGUGACGGUUGCACAUUAUUCUUCUUCACAACAGAAUAGUAGUAGCAGUAGUAGUAAUAAUAAUAAUGCGGCUUUGCAAGAUAUUCUGAAUCUUAAGCCAGCUUCUAAUAACUCAGAAAUGCAUCAUCAUCCUUAUGUUAUUGACAAUUAUACCCCUACUGCUGCUGGUGGUGGUGGUUGGAAUAAUCAUAAUAAUAAUCAUCAUCAGGGGUUGUCCUUAUCACUCUCAUCAUCAUCACCAUUAAAUGUUCAUGUGAAAUCUUCUACUACUACUACUAAUCCAAUGAUGAUGAUGAAGCCAUCAACUUCUCCUGCAUCAUCAAGUUACUAUUACAGAAACAGUGUUGGUCCACUAGGUCCAUUCACGGGAUAUGCAACAAUCUUAAAGAGUUCAAGGUUCUUGAAGCCAUGUCAAAAGUUGUUAGAUGAAUAUUGCCGCCGCCAUUCCGCUCCAUCAACAUCAGAAUGGCCUUCUACUACUACUUGUGCCGAUGAUGAUGAUGAUGAUAACCAUGAUCAUGGGUUACUUGUUUCUGAAAAGGGAGGUGGUAGUAGUAGUAAUAAUAAUAAUAAUGUUGCAGCAGCAGGUUCUUCUUCAUCUUCUUCCAUGUUCCAUGCCCCUUCUUCUUCUUCUCCUUCUCGGCCAGAGUGCCAAAAGAAUAAGGCCAAACUACUGUUCAUGCAAGAAGAGGUUACAAGGAGAUACAAGCAAUACCAUCAACAAAUGCAAAUGGUGGUUUCAUCCUUUGAGACAGUGGCAGGCCUCAAUUCUGCAACCCCAUACGUUUCCUUGGCGCUCAAGUUAGUAUCAAAGAACUUUAAGUCCCUAAAGAACUCCAUCUCCGGUCAGCUCAAGCUUAUAUGUCAAGCCUUGGGAGAGGAUUAUCCGACAAUGCCGCCGGCCCCCGCGAGUACUAGUAACCGAUUCGAGUCGAACAUGGCAAGGUUACAGAGGAACAAACCCGGUGGUGGUGGGGGUAAUAUGGACUUUGAACCUCAACAACAUGUUUGGAGGCCGCAGCGCGGCUUACCGGAGCGCGCCGUGGCCAUCCUUAAAUCAUGGUUGUUUGAGCAUUUUCUUCAUCCGUACCCCACGGACACAGAUAAACAUAUGCUAGCUACUCAAACUGGUCUAUCAAGAAAUCAGGUAUCAAAUUGGUUCAUAAAUGCUAGAGUCCGGGUAUGGAAGCCAAUGGUUGAGGAAAUUCACAUGCUCGAAACAAAAGGCGCCAAUCAAAUUUCUAGUAAUAGAAUGGGGGAGGGAAAUUCAGCCUCCAAUGAAAGUAGCAACCAUGCCAAAGUAUUAGUUGAUCAACCUCUCGCUAUCUCGGAGAGGCAAAUUCGGUGUUUGGAAAUGGGUUCAUCAUCAUCAUCCUUGGCCAAUGAUGAAGAGGUGCAAUGGAGUCAAGAGAAGAGGUCUAAAUUGGAAUGCAUGGAUGGGACAUUGAUGGGUUUGAUGCCGUUCCGCGGCACCGGCGCCGGCGUCGGUGUCGGCGCCGAGGUUCGGGGACUUGGACCUGUGUCACUAACUUUGGAAUUAAGGCAUGGAGUUGAAGGAUCACAACAACAACAACAAGAGGAGCAGCUUAGACACCACUUUGGAGGGCACAUGAUUCAUGAUUUCGUAGGGUAAUUAGGAACAUCACGUGCCAAGCGCGUGACCAUGGGAAAACCUCUAUAUUCUCAUAUUGGACAAACAUUUAAUUUACUUAAUUGAUAAAGAAAUUAAAGGGAUGGAAGGGGUAAUGUAGAUACUAGUUUAUUGGGCGUUAUAU
Molecule: messenger RNA, 2262 nt
Organism: Arachis stenosperma
Lineage: Eukaryota; Viridiplantae; Streptophyta; Magnoliopsida; Fabales; Fabaceae
Product: BEL1-like homeodomain protein 8
Exons: 5
Coding region: 174-2120 (648 amino acids)
Biological process (GO): regulation of transcription by RNA polymerase II
Molecular function (GO): RNA polymerase II cis-regulatory region sequence-specific DNA binding; DNA-binding transcription factor activity, RNA polymerase II-specific
Source: RefSeq, a predicted model, not a curated record